AUGAGAGGCUAUUUGUCGUUCGCCCGCCCCGUCGGUAGUGAUCACGGUUUGUUUGUUCGUUCGGAUUAUCCUCAGGUCAUGCUAGCACGGCCAUUCGGUGUGAUGACGCCACUGGAAGUGACUCCUGUCAAGCGCCCGUCGACGAAUAUGCGCCUCGUCGAUCCACCAUCGACCGCCUCGACGGCGUUGGCUACGGAAACGGAAACCAUUGGCAUUGGUGGGCGUCCCAGAAGAGACUGCAGCAUCCACGAGGCACUUGCGCCGGUGAUUUUCAUGGCCCAGCUGUUUUCCCUUAUGCCCAUCGCGGGUUACACCGGAAGCGACCCGCGGGACGUGCGGAUGACAGUCCGGUCGGUCCGUUUUCUGUACGGCUGCCUAACGAUGAUUUUGAUGGUAUCGUUUACCGUGAUGAUGAUUGCCUACGUCGGACACGAAUCGAUGUUUGGCGUGAAGGAAGCCUCUUCACUUGCCUACUACGUCUUUAAUGUGUUUUUCAUGACCGAAUUGAUGCUGCUCGGCCGCAAUUGGGGCCGCAUUAUGGGUCGCUGGUAUGCGGAUGAGCUACCGUUCCGCAGUGCCCCCUACCUGCCACCAGCCAAUGCGCUACCCCUUCGGCGCAAGUUGUGCCUCAUCGCGUUCGGUGUGAUGACGUUCGCCUUCCUGGAGGAUACGCUCAACUUCCUCUCGGCGUACAAACUGAAUGAGUUGCACAUACGCUUCUGUCCACAUCGGAACACCUUCUGGAAGAACUUCUUCCAACGGGAACAUCCGUAUAUACUGCGAGCCAUCCCGUACCAUCCGCUGCUCGGCUGGACCAUCGAACUGACGAUGCGCGUCGCCAAGUUCACCUGGCACUACGUGGACGUGUUCAUCAUAUGCCUCAGCCUGGGGCUGCAACGACGUUUCGUGCAGUUCAACGAGCGACUCGAGCGUCUCGACGGCCAACCCCAGCCGCAGGGAGUUUGGCGAGGUCUCCGGUUGGAUUUUGUUCGGCUCACCGAGCUGGUUGGCUUCGUGGAUGGGCGCUUUUCCAAGCUGAUCCUUAUUUCCUGCGCCAACGACAUGCUCUUCAUCACCGUGCAGCUGUAUAACAGUUUCGACCUCAAGGCGACCACCGUGACGACGGUUUACUUCUGGUACUCGCUCGGUUUUCUCAUGAGCCGCUGCGUAAUGAUGCUGUUCAUCGUGUCAUCAGUCAGCCAGGCUUCGGAGCGUCCUCUGGAGACGCUGCGUCGCUUUCCGAGCUCCAACUGGAACCUGGACCUGCGUCGUCUCUGCGAUGCAGCUGCAACGGCGGAGAACGCCCUUUCCGGGAAGCGAUUCUUUUUUAUCCGAAGGCCGCUGAUAUUGGCAAUGGCAGGAACUAUCAUUACUUACGAGCUGGUGCUGCUGGAUCAAAUCAAGAACGAACCCGACAACACGAGGGAUUGUACGUUUUAG
Molecule: messenger RNA, 1440 nt
Organism: Anopheles coustani
Lineage: Eukaryota; Metazoa; Arthropoda; Insecta; Diptera; Culicidae
Product: gustatory receptor for sugar taste 64a-like
Exons: 4
Coding region: 1-1440 (479 amino acids)
Biological process (GO): detection of chemical stimulus involved in sensory perception of taste; sensory perception of sweet taste
Cellular component (GO): membrane
Molecular function (GO): sweet taste receptor activity
Source: RefSeq, a predicted model, not a curated record